Messenger RNA from Morone saxatilis (striped sea-bass), 510 nucleotides. Its product is annotated as mitotic deacetylase-associated SANT domain protein-like. Gene Ontology annotation, biological process: regulation of transcription by RNA polymerase II; negative regulation of DNA-templated transcription. The transcript has 6 exons. Gene Ontology annotation, molecular function: transcription corepressor activity. The coding region runs from base 70 to 447 and encodes 125 amino acids. The record is from RefSeq and is a predicted model, not a curated record. NCBI's taxonomy places the organism in Eukaryota, Metazoa, Chordata, Actinopteri, Moronidae. Gene Ontology annotation, cellular component: histone deacetylase complex; transcription regulator complex.
UGCUGGCUUGGACACCGGGGACAGCUGGAGCGUCUCUGCAAUCAACAGAGAGUUGAAGCCCUGUUGGCGAUGGCUCGCUCCAGCGUGGUGCCAGGGGGCGGAGCCAACCCGGAGUCCGCCCUCCACGUCCUGUCAGAGUGCAGAGGAGACUUCCUGCUGACGGUGGAGAAGCUGCUGUUGACUCCUGAAACCUCAAACAACAACAACCACACACCUCAUCCAACCGGUGUCAGCUGGAGUUCAGCGGAGAGGAGGUCGCUGGUUAAAUCCCUGCAGCUUCAUCACAAAGACUUCAGCCAGGUCCAGAAAGCGGUUCAGACCAAGACCGUCUCUCAGUGUGUGGAGUUUUAUUAUCUGUGGAAGAAGAAGCUGAGUCUGAGGACCCCGGCCGCACUGACCGUCACUCUGCCCGCUUCAAAUGGUCAAAGGUCAUCAAAGACCAAAUGAUGCAUGAAUCGCCGGACUGUCACCUGCUGGAGCUACACACUACUAACCAACACACACACACAC